AUGGUGAGGCUAAUCCCUAUGGCGGCGUCCUCCAUCCGACCUUCUCUCUCCUCCUUGAGAUGGUUGUUGAGGUUGAUGAGUUUGGAAUUGUUUUUAACAGGUGUUUCGCAGUCGCAGUCGUUUGGUUUUAAAGCUUCGAAGUUGUUGAGGAGUGAUGGUAAGACCAUGGGGGUGGUUGCGAAUGCAGCACAAGCGAGUACAACAGCUUCGCCGGAGAAUGUGCUAGAGUGGGUCAAGCAGGACAAACGGAGGCUUCUCCAUGUUGUAUACCGCGUCGGGGAUUUGGACAGGACCAUAAAAUUCUACACCGAGUGCCUGGGAAUGAAAUUGCUGCGGAAACGUGACAUACCAGAGGAAAGAUAUACAAAUGCUUUUCUUGGAUAUGGGCCAGAGGAUUCCCAUUUCGUCAUCGAACUCACUUACAAUUAUGGGGUAGACAAGUAUGAUAUCGGAACUGCUUUCGGUCAUUUUGGUGUUGCUGUUGAGGAUGUUGCUAAGACUGUGGAACUAGUAAAAGCUAAGGGAGGCAAGGUAACCCGAGAACCUGGUCCAGUGAAAGGUGGAAAUACAGUAAUAGCUUUUGUUGAAGAUCCUGAUGGUUAUAAGUUUGAACUCUUGGAAAGAGGUCCUACACCUGAACCCUUGUGUCAAGUUAUGCUUCGUGUAGGUGAUCUUGAUCGUUCCAUAGCUUUUUAUGAGAAGGCUUUUGGCAUGGAGCUUCUUCGCAAGAGAGAUAAUCCAGAGUACAAGUAUACUAUAGCAAUGCUCGGGUAUGGCCCUGAAGACAAAAAUGCUGUUCUGGAGUUGACAUACAACUAUGGGGUCACUGAAUACAACAAAGGAAAUGCUUAUGCGCAGAUAGCGGUAGGCACAGAUGAUGUCUAUAAAACUGCUGAAGCAAUUAAACUCUGCGGAGGCAAGAUUACCCGGGAACCUGGGCCAUUACCUGGUCUUAACACAAAGAUCACUGCUUGCUUGGACCCUGAUGGUUGGAAGUCGGUUUUUGUGGAUAAUGUUGAUUUCCUAAAGGAAUUGGAGUGAGCGAGAGAAACUUACUGGUAUGAAGACUGUGUCAUUGAUGUUGAAAGCGCGGGCUACAGCUAUUCUCCUAUAGAAUGUAUUAAAUCCCCUUUUGUAGAUAAAAUUAUAAUUAAAUUUCAAUAACCAGUGUAACAAAUAUUUAUCUCAUAAUUAGUUUUGCAGCCUCAUAGUUUAGUUUGAAAAAUUACAGUCGUUUUCUUUGUAAUCAUUUGUUGUGGUUCAGUUGAUCUGUUUAUGUGAUAUAUAGCAAGAAAAGUGGAGACAUUGUUGGUUCAGCAAAGUGCAAUCUCGCAAAGAAGAAUAAUUUCUAAUUG
Messenger RNA from Fragaria vesca subsp. vesca, 1355 nucleotides. Its product is annotated as probable lactoylglutathione lyase, chloroplast-like. Gene Ontology annotation, cellular component: cytoplasm. NCBI's taxonomy places the organism in Eukaryota, Viridiplantae, Streptophyta, Magnoliopsida, Rosales, Rosaceae. The record is from RefSeq and is a predicted model, not a curated record. The transcript has 9 exons. Gene Ontology annotation, molecular function: metal ion binding; lactoylglutathione lyase activity. Bases 1 to 1041 code for a protein of 346 amino acids.